This is a messenger RNA of Knipowitschia caucasica, 261 nucleotides long. The record is from the annotation of a GenBank genome assembly. Lineage: Eukaryota; Metazoa; Chordata; Actinopteri; Gobiiformes; Gobiidae.
AUGUCCAGGAGGGAGAGCUGCCCCUGCUGUCCAGGAGAGAGCGCUGCCCCUGCUGUCCAGGAGAGAGCGCUGCCCCUGCUGUCCAGGAGAGAGCGCUGCCCCUGCUGUCCAGGAGAGAGCGCUGCCCCUGCUGUCCAGGAGAGAGCGCUGCCCCUGCUGUCCAGGAGAGAGAGCUGCCCCUGCUGUCCAGGAGAGAGAGCUGCCCCUGAUGUCCAGGAGGGAGAGCUGCCCCUGCUGUCCAGGAGAGAGAGCUGCCCCUGA